Coregonus clupeaformis (lake whitefish) is the source of this 2251-nucleotide messenger RNA. RefSeq names its product CTP synthase 1. Gene Ontology annotation, molecular function: identical protein binding; CTP synthase activity. Gene Ontology annotation, cellular component: cytoophidium; cytoplasm. Gene Ontology annotation, biological process: pyrimidine nucleobase biosynthetic process; CTP biosynthetic process. The record is from RefSeq and is a predicted model, not a curated record. The transcript is spliced from 17 exons. NCBI's taxonomy places the organism in Eukaryota, Metazoa, Chordata, Actinopteri, Salmoniformes, Salmonidae. The coding region runs from base 225 to 1991 and encodes 588 amino acids.
CGCUCGUCUUUUCUGUACGGCUCUGGUAGUAGUAGUAGUAGAUUGGCAAAUCAACACGUGUUGGAGUGGAUGGACCGUAGCUAGCUACAUUCUAAAUCAAUUAUUAUUAUUUUUAUUAGAGAUUUAAAGGAACAAUUGUUCUAUACUGUGACAAUUUAGUUCGAAGACUUACCGUUUGACCGCAGUGCAGCAUUUAUUUUUGCCUUCUCCUAUUCAGUGCAACGAUGAAAUACAUCCUGGUCACUGGUGGCGUCAUCUCUGGCAUCGGGAAGGGGAUCAUCGCAUCCAGCGUGGGAACCAUCCUCAAGUCAUGUGGUCUGCGCGUCACCGCCAUCAAGAUCGACCCCUACAUCAACAUAGACGCUGGGACCUUCUCUCCGUACGAGCACGGUGAGGUGUUUGUGCUGGACGAUGGGGGUGAGGUGGAUCUGGACCUGGGGAACUACGAGAGGUUCCUAGACAUCAGACUGACCAAAGACAACAACCUGACCACUGGCAAGAUCUACCAGUCUGUCAUCAACAAGGAGAGGAGAGGAGACUACCUGGGAAAGACCGUACAGGUGGUGCCACACAUCACUGAUGCCAUCCAGGAGUGGGUGAUGCGUCAGGCCAUAGUACCUGUUGACGAUGACGGUGUGGAGCCUCAGAUCUGUGUCAUCGAGCUAGGGGGCACUGUGGGAGACAUCGAGAGCAUGCCUUUCAUCGAAGCCUUCCGGCAGUUCCAGUUCAAGGUGAAGAGAGAGAACUUCUGUAACAUCCACGUCAGCCUGGUACCACAGCCCAGUGCCACAGGAGAGCAGAAGACCAAGCCCACUCAGAACAGUGUCAGAGAGCUCAGAGGACUGGGCCUGUCUCCUGAUCUGAUCAUGUGUCGCUGCUCCACUCCCCUGGAUAACUCCGUCAAAGAGAAGAUCUCAAUGUUCUGUCAUGUAGAACCUGAACAGGUGAUCUGCGUGGCAGACGUGUCGUCAAUCUACAGAGUGCCUCUGCUACUGGAGGACCAGGGGGUGGUGGGCUACUUCUGUCAGAGACUAGACCUUCCUAUAGAGACACGCCCCAGGAAGAUGCUUACCAAGUGGAAGGAGAUGUCUGACAGGUCAGACAGGCUCCUAGAGCAGUGUUCUAUAGCCCUGGUGGGGAAAUACACCAAGUUCACAGACUCCUACGCGUCAGUCAUCAAAGCUCUAGAACACUCGGCCUUAGCCAUCAGCCACAAACUGGAGAUCAAGUAUAUUGACUCAGCAGACCUGGAGCCAAACGCACUGAAGGAGGAGCCUGUGAAGUACCACGAGGCGUGGCAAAAACUCUGCAGUGCUGAUGGUAUCCUGGUACCUGGAGGGUUUGGAGUCAGAGGGACAGAAGGGAAGAUUCAGGCUAUCAACUGGGCACGCAAACAGAAGAAACCCUUCCUAGGUGUGUGUCUAGGGAUGCAGCUGGCUGUGUGUGAGUUUGCCAGGAACGUGCUAGGAUGGGAAGAUGCCAACUCAACAGAGUUUGAUCCCGAAUCAAAGCAUCCUGUUGUGAUUGACAUGCCAGAACACAAUCCUGGGCAAAUGGGCGGGACCAUGAGGCUGGGAAAGAGACGGACCAUUUUCAAGACCACCAACGGUAUACUAAGAAGACUUUACGGAGAUGCUGAGUACGUGGAUGAGAGACACCGACAUCGCUUUGAGGUGAACCCAGAGUUGAAGGAGCACUUUGAGGGGAAAGGCUUUCACUUUGUGGGUCAAGACGUAGAAGGAGAAAGAAUGGAAGUCAUCGAGCUAGACGAUCAUCCGUAUUUCGUAGGGGUGCAGUAUCAUCCUGAGUUCACCUCUCGCCCCAUCAAACCAUCGCCUCCCUACUUUGGCCUCCUGCUGGCGUCAGCCGGGAAACUACAGAGCUACCUACAAAAGGGCUGCCGUCUGUCUCCACGGGACACGUACAGUGAUCGGAGCGGCGGCAGCACCCCAGACUUCGAAAUAGCUGAGCCCUCCAUCUCACAGGAAUGAAUGUGACUGCGGAACACAAGGGGGAAAGAAACAAUGAAGAGCUGAAACUGAAACAUUUUUUGAUGUUUUAAUGGAGGAUCAUCAUAAGACAAGGGAUGAAUUGGCUUUUUUGUUGUUGAAGACAUUGUUUUUCCUGACCUCCCUGAACUGAAAGGGAUUGUUAGUAUUUUUUUAUAUGCUCCGGACAACGAUCAUGAAAUUGAACUGUUAUUGUCAAACAGGCCUCUCAGAAGUCCUCAUAAACAUGUGGCUGUACAAGA